Molecule: messenger RNA, 2775 nt
Organism: Protobothrops mucrosquamatus (brown spotted pit viper)
Lineage: Eukaryota; Metazoa; Chordata; Lepidosauria; Squamata; Viperidae
Gene: MED28
Product: mediator complex subunit 28
Exons: 4
Coding region: 8-556 (182 amino acids)
Cellular component (GO): mediator complex
Source: RefSeq, a predicted model, not a curated record
AGUUACUAUGGCCGCUGGACUAAGUGGGAUGUUUGGGAAUCAGGGCCCGGUGCCUCCCCCGCCACCUCCUCCGGUGGCUCCCGGCGGUCCGGUACCCGCGGGACUCCUUCCGCCGAACCCCACGGGUCCGCGAAACUCCAUCGGUACCCUUGUGGAUGAUUUGGAGGCUUCUUUUGAGGCUUGCUUUGCAUCCCUUGUAAGUCAAGAUUAUGUAAAUGGUACAGAUCAAGAAGAAAUUAGAACUGGUGUUGAUCAAUGUAUCCAGAAAUUUUUAGAAGUUGCACGACAAACAGAAUGCUUUUUUCUACAGAAAAGACUACAAUUAUCUGUCCAAAAACCAGACCAAGUAAUUAAGGAGGAUGUUUCAGAAUUGAGAAAUGAAUUACAGCGGAAAGAAACACUAAUUCAGAAACACUUGGGAAAACUUCGCCAUUGGCAACAGGUUUUAGAUGAUAUUAAUAUCCAGCAGAAAAAACCUACUGAGAUGCCUCAGGGACCUCUAGCCUAUCUAGAGCAAGCUUCAGCCAAUAUUCCUGCACCCCUCAAACAAACGUGAAAAGAAGCAUCAUUGAAAUGCCAGAAUAAAGUUUGCUAGACCUUCAUAACAUUGUACAUUUUAUAUUGAAAAAUAUGUUGUUUUUGAAAAAAUGGACAGCAAGGAGCCUACCCUAAACGAGGCUAUAGCUGUCAUUGCAUGGAUUAGAAAGUAUGAUUUCUUUUAUUCUAUCACCUGCAAACUGAACAUUGUCUCUCCCUGACUUUGGAGAUUUUCUAAGGAGCAAGAACCGCCUCUAUCCUAUGAGCUUCUGUAAAUCAAGUGAUGCCAUUAACAUUAUCAUUUGGAAUCAUGGUGCUUUUAAUAUCCUUGGCACAGUUGCAGCUUCUGGUUCCAUGUAAAAAAAAAAGCCUAUGAAUAUAUGUCACAAUCUGAAUUGCUUUAAUACAAAACAAAAAUUACUUUCUGAACCCAGUUUUUGAGUUGGGCAGCUGUAUGCUUUAAAUAAAUUAAAAAUGCACAUGGACAAAUUAAUGUUUAUCUAACUUUAUUUUAAUGAUGUUACAAAUGAAUAUCUGGUGAAAGUUUUUGUUUUUAUAUGAUAAAUUAACUAUAUAUAUAUACACACAAACAUGUUACUUUGUUACAGACCAUUUAUUAGGAUUCCGUUUCCCUAAGAAGAUCCUAUUACAUAUUGCAUAGCAUUUGCAUAGAGUUGGCAUUUUAAAAAUUGUUCUUAGUUUUCUUCCUCUUAAAAGUACUUUAAUACUCUAAUAGUUGGCACUUAAUUCUGUUUAAGUGUCACAAUUCAAUAUAGAAAUUGUCUCUAAAUCUGAGCUUAACUGUGGUCAUGAUGACAAGACUAUUGCAGGAGCAGACAAUGCAAAUAUACUAUUACUUUGUUUAAACAGAUAUUAUAAGAACAUUUCAGAUAAUGUAGAUAUGUACUGAGAUUUUUCCCUGAAAUCUUUAAAAAGUAAACCUGAAUUCAAGUGGCUUUGGAGUGGAAUGUUCCAGCCAUUUUGGUACUAGCAUGCUAUUAUUGUGAGAUUUUGUAUAUAUAUAUAAUAUAGAUUUGAUGCAUGGAUCCCAAUUGGUAUAUUCUUUCACUGAAAUUUUUCCACUAGUAAUACUGGGAGAACGUGUUCCCUUCUUUGCAGCUUCUCACACAUUCUGAAAAUUUGUUUUGGCAGUUGGGGCAGGCAAGGAGAAUGUCCAAUGGGUAAAAUUGCAAAAUAUAUGAUUUUGCCUAGGAAGAAUUUAAGGCUCAGUGCUAAUUUAAAUAUAUUACGUUCAAAUAUAUUAAGCAGAGCACUUCAAGCCCUUAUUUAUUUUUAGAAAUAAAAAAAAUCUCGGCGCAUCACAGAUGCAUGCAGAUUCAUCCUUGACUAAAACCAUUCUCUACUGCACUAUGUACCUAUGUUUUAGACCAAAGUUAAGAGCUCAGCUGUGACUGAGAUAAAAACAAAUACAAUAUGCAUUUUCUAAAGUUUAUAUUAUAGCAAACUACAAAGCAAGUUAACUGUUUUUGACUUGUCAAAGUUUUAUUUACUAAUAACUGGGAAAUGUAGCCAGUUAACUUUCAAUACAGUGUAAAUGUUGCUAUUAGUAUUUCAACUUGCCAAAUAGUUUAAGACUGGAAAACAUUUAAGCACAACCUCUUCACGUAUAUCUGUCGGGCUUUAUUUUUCUAUUUUGUUUUUUUUUAUAAGAUAAAUUGCCCAGAAUCAGCAUUUCUUACAUCUAUGUAAAUGAAUAAAAUGUUUACUUGUAUUAUGGUGAAAUCUUCCUUGCAAAUUUUACUUGUAUCAGAUUUCAUGUAAUGGGGCCUUUGAUUCCUAGCUCUGAAAUAUUCUAAGGUACUAGUUUAAGGUUGAUGUCUUUUUAAUAGUUAGGUUUCCUAGACCACUGAAAUAGCCAGUUUUGUUCUGCAUAAGUAUCUUUCUAAGUUGAAUGGCUUAAAUAUGCUAGUCUUGAUGUUAUUGCUGAUAUAGUAUUAAAAUUAUUGAGUACAGUAAGAUACUUGUACUAAGAAUCCAUUUUACCUAGAAUUUGCUGAAUACCAGAUUAAUUAUAAAUUAAUAUUUUAAAAUAUGUUUUAUUUAUGGCAAUAGUUACUAUUGAAUCUCUUAUGUUUAGCUACUUGUGAUCUGUGAUUUUUUCCUUGUUAUUCUGUAGGAUAUCAUAUAAAAUAUAUUGUAUAAAUGUUUAAUAACAGCAAUGGCAAUAUUGAUUAUUGUAGAAAGUUUUGAUCAGAAAGAAAAAUAUUUUGUAAACAA